GUGGUGCCGCGGGGCGGAGCUUAGAGCUGGCGGUUGGCGCGGCGGAGGCGGCCGGGCCCUGCCGAGCAGCUUCGGGUGCGCUGCUGCCGCCCCCCCUCCUGUGGCUCCCCGCAGCUGUUCCGUCUAGCGGGAUCGGGCCCCGCUCCAGCGUCCGCGCGCAGGGGUCCCCUCAGCCGCGCCGCCCGGCCCGGGGGCCGCCGUGACUCUCCCGGGCGCCCCCAGUGCUGGGUAAGCCCCGGCCAGGCGCCCGGGAGCUGCGCCCCUCCCGCGCCGCCAUGGCCCCCAAGGACAUCAUGACCAACUCCCACGCCAAGUCCAUCCUGAACGCCAUGAACGCCCUGCGGAAGAGCAGUACGCUCUGCGACGUGACUCUGCGCGUGGAGCAGAAAGACUUCGCCGCUCACCGCAUUGUGCUGGCGGCCUGCAGCGACUACUUCUGCGCCAUGUUCACUAGCGAGCUUUCAGAAAAAGAUAAACCAUAUGUGGAUAUCCAAGGGUUGACAGCCUCUACUAUGGAAAUCCUGCUGGACUUUGUGUAUACAGAAACGGUUCAUGUGACAGUAGAAAAUGUCCAGGAAUUGCUCCCAGCAGCAUGUCUGCUUCAGCUGAAAGGUGUGAAGCAGGCUUGUUGUGAGUUCUUGGAAAGCCAGCUGGAUCCAUCAAACUGUUUGGGCAUCCGAGAUUUUGCUGAGACACACAACUGCGUUGAUCUAAUGCAGGCAGCAGAGGUCUUCAGCCAGAAACACUUCCCAGAGGUGGUUCAGCAUGAAGAGUUCAUCCUCUUAAAUCAGGAAGAGGUGGAAAAGCUCAUCAAAUGUGAUGAAAUUCAGGUGGAUUCUGAAGAACCUGUUUUUGAGGCAGUUAUAAAUUGGGUGAAACACUCAAAAAAGGAACGGGAGGACUCCUUGCCAGAGCUGCUGCAGUACGUGCGCAUGCCGCUUCUUACCCCACGCUACAUCACAGAUGUCAUAGACACCGAGCCUUUUAUACGGUGCAGUUUGCAGUGCAGAGACCUUGUAGAUGAAGCUAAGAAAUUCCACCUAAGGCCUGAGCUCCGGAGUCAGAUGCAGGGACCCAGGACUAGAGCACGUCUAGGGGCUAACGAGGUUCUGCUAGUGAUUGGAGGCUUUGGCAGUCAGCAGUCACCUAUUGACGUGGUGGAAAAAUAUGACCCAAAGAUCCAGGAGUGGAGUUUCUUGCCGAGCAUCACCCGUAAGAGGCGCUAUGUUGCCACGGUGUCCCUGCAUGAUCGGAUUUAUGUGAUUGGGGGAUACGACGGCCGCUCCCGUCUCAGCUCUGUGGAGUGCUUGGAUUACACGUCGGAUGAGGAUGGCAUCUGGUACUCAGUGGCUCCAAUGAAUGUUCGUCGAGGCCUGGCAGGGGCCACUACCCUAGGAGAUAUGAUUUACGUUUCUGGUGGUUUUGAUGGAAGCCGGCGUCACACCAGUAUGGAAAGAUAUGACCCAAAUAUUGAUCAAUGGAGUAUGCUGGGAGACAUGCAAACAGCUCGGGAAGGAGCAGGACUGGUUGUAGCUAAUGGUGUUAUCUACUGCCUCGGUGGCUAUGAUGGGCUGAACAUCCUGAACUCUGUAGAGAGGUAUGACCCUCACACUGGACACUGGACAAAUGUCACCCCAAUGGCCACCAAGCGCUCAGGAGCAGGAGUAGCGUUGUUGAACGAUCACAUUUAUGUUGUUGGUGGGUUUGAUGGGACAGCGCAUCUCUCCUCUGUGGAAGCCUAUAACGUUCGCACUGAUUCCUGGACUACUGUGACGAGUAUGACAACGCCUCGUUGCUACGUGGGUGCCACCGUGCUGAGGGGACGGCUGUAUGCAAUAGCUGGGUAUGAUGGCAACUCGCUGCUGAGCAGCAUUGAGUGCUAUGAUCCCAUCAUUGAUAGCUGGGAAGUGGUGACCUCACUGGGUACACAACGUUGUGAUGCUGGUGUUUGUGUCCUUCGGGAGAAGUGACUUUGGAGAAGCCCAGAUCUCUCGGCAGCUUUUGCGCUGUCUUUGUUCGCUGACGAAGACAGAGACCAUGACAAUUCAUGAAGCGAGUACCCCAACCUGCUGAUGUGACAAACAUUGACAGCUUUACUGAUUUGUAUUUGUCGUCUUUCUACAUUUGCAGAGCACGCAGCCUAAUUCCAGUUCUAGUGACACUGUACCCAUUUUGUCGACAUUCAACAACCCAAUUAUUGAGAUCUUUCUCUAGGUCAGGAAAGGAAGCACACCUUGUUGGACAUUUUUUCUUGCUGCUUGGCAUGUCUUUUAGUGUUUUAUUUUUUUCACCAUUCUCUUACUUGCUUCUCAUUGAUACAGAAUUCACGAGCAGCAGCGCAAUUAUUUGCUUCUGCAUAUUCAACAACUUUAAGUUUGAACGCUGCGUGAUAAGCAGACCGUUUUCUUUUGAUUUCACCGUUCAUUUUAAAUACUAGUAUGAAAAUAGAUUAUUAUUAUUAUUAUAGUUAUAGAUUUUUUUAGGACUUUAGGAAUGUCACCUGCUUUAUCACUGUCAAAUUAUUAUUAUUCUUUGUUUAUUUCAAAGCAGCCCUGUAGAUUGGCAUGUCUGUGGCGAUAACAGGCUAUUUAAAUUUUAUUAGCGAUUCCAUCGAUUCUGUACGUUAUAUUUUCAUAUUGGCUCGAGACUUAUGAGGUCCAUUGGCAGAAAUGCAUGAAGAGAUCAAAUUAUACAGUAGCGGACUGACACCAGUGCUAUAGUACUAUUGUUCAUGGUAUUUUUCUGAUUGGCUUGUAAGGUGUAGCAUUUUGUGAAAUGCGUGAGGCAAAUGUCAUGCAGAUCUGCAGCACUGCUCUUUUAGUAUUCAUUUCAAGCCAAUCUAGUCCACUAAACAAAGCCUUUGGAACUUUAAAGGCUGCAGUAUUGACAUCAAUAAAUAGGUCGGCAAACUUUGGCUCCUGGCUUGUCAGGGUAAGCUGCUGGUGGGUUCGGACGUUUUGUUUACCUGGACUGUCUGCAGGCAUGGAGCCCCUCAGCUCCCUGUAGCCACACUGUGCCGUUCCCAGCCACUUCCUGCAGCUCCCAUUGCCUGGGAAUGGUGAACCGCGGUCACAGGGAGCUGAGGGGCUCCAUGCCUGCGGACGCUCCAGGUAAACAAAACAACAGUGUAUUAGAUAUUCAAUUCAAUAAUUCCGUAGGGUUUAAAAUCUUCAGAUUUUGGUGUAGACCCGUUUAUAAGCUGACCCCCGCUCUUUAAUGCUUCACUUUUUACCAGAAAUAUUCAGCUUAUGAACAAGUAUAUAGGAUAAUUUGGUUUUUAAAAGCCACCUUUGUGCUGUAUUUUGUGUUAGUGUUGCCGGCCUAGAGAAGGCCCGGGGGGGCAAUAGGAUCCAUUGCCCGGUGUGCUUUGCACCAAUGAAGACACCGAGGUGGAGAAACAAAGCAAAUUUAUUCGAGAUCUCUGGAUAGGCACUAGGAGACCAGCAUGUCUCAAAUCAAGUGCAGCAAAUACAAGCAAGUUUUCCCUUUUAUAUUCCAAGCAGUUUCUGUGCAGGCUUUGUCUGUUACUUUUCCCCCUACCCCUCCGUCCCCUCCCUCCUAAAGCAGUUACAGUUAGGAAAGUUCCCAUUCGUCUGCUUAUCUUUGACCUUGUUAGUAUGAACGAAACAGCAGCUAUCUGCUAGAAAAGCUGACCAUUACAUUACUGCUUUAGCCUGCUUCAGCAUGUAAGCAGUUAGCAUAGAAGUAGGUGAAAGUUCACAAGAUGGAGUCACUGUGGCUCACUUAGACCCAGAGCAAAGGAGUUUCAUCGGCACUUAUGGCCUUCCACUCCCCUGAGUUACCUGGUAGCUAUGCCUAGUGACACCAACAAUAGCACCUUUAUCACAGACCCCCAGGCCAAACCUUAAACUUUUGACUCCUGCAACAGACCUUUGUGAAGUAGCUAGACUAGCAUUUAGAGUCCUAUUAGUUAACUUGCAUUAAUUGGUAAUUAAUUGAGUUUCAACAGGGCCACAAAUUCUAGUCUAGACAAAUCCCGGAGGCCAGGUUUUCAGAACUCAGCAUGUUAGGUCAUAGCUGAGGUCACAGUAGGAGGUGAACACUUUUGCUAAUCUGGCCCAGAGCUCAGCUUCCAUUUGACAAUCAGGCCCCGGUUUCAGGUGCUGAGCUCUGGAAAAUCAGAUCUUUCAUGACCUAGCCUGUCUUUUUCCCCUUGACUAAUGAAACCGCAACCGGGUCAGACAUUGUUUCAGCUAUUGCCUUAGCAAGAGUAGAAUGGUGGCUAAAUGCUUUUAUUUCAACAUGUUGGGUGUUGCACAUUUGUGAAAUCAAGGGCGCAGUUUUCUGCAGAGAAUGAAAUGAAAAUGCUGCUGAACUGUUUGGGCUGGUCUCUGCAGUGCACUGGCUUUCAAAGCCAUUCUGCAGUCUGGCUGAAUCCAGUUGUCUGUUCUGCUGCACCUCUUCUGGGUAGGUGUGCAUGUGAUGUUCUGUCCCAGAUCCCACACAGGAGAGGGAAAUAGAAACUGGCAAUAUAACAAUGCCUUAGUCCUCCUUAACCAAACCUUCCAUUAUCUCUGUGCCCAGCAUAACUCCAAGAUGAAGGGAGAGGUGCAGUACUGUGGUCUUCCUGAGGGAUUCUUCAAGGCAGGGCUCGAAGGGGACAGAGUUAAGGACAUGCGGAAAGUGUCACCUUAACGCUGCAUUCCUGGUUUUUGUGUCUCCCCUCCGCUAUCAGUGAUAGGUGAUAUCAGUUGAAGUGUGGGCAGUCCUUAACUCAGCAUCUCCUGGAUUGCUAAUGUUCCAAUAUUGGGUUGCAGAAUCCCACUUUCUGGAUAGGUGUGAGGAGCAAAAAGUGCUGGUGCGUGUGAGGAAUCAGAACUGCCCCUUAAGGAUACAUUGUGUAAGAAACUGAGGGUUUAUCUACACUACAAAGUUAAGUCAACAUAAGACAGGUGUAUAUGCUGUGAUGCUCCUCCUGCCAGUUUAACUCUCCUGCUGCACCAACAUAAUAAAAUCACCUUGAUGAGAGGUGUAACAUCUAGGGCGAUGUAGGUAGAGUGAUGCAGCGUCAGUGUAGAUGUUGCAUUGUUUAUGUUGCCCAAGUGGCCUCCAGGCGGUGUCCCACAAUGUCCAUUGUGACCGCUCCAGUUGCUGUUUUGAAGGUCACUGCCCUGCAGCCAGGUACCCAGGCAUGUGCCCCUCCCCUUUUAAAGCCCCAGGAAGUUUUGAACUUGCUCUUCCUGUUUGCUAGGUGUGGAGAGCUCACAUAGCAGCUGUCCAGCUGUGCAGGAUGGCUUCAGGCAGCAAACAUGCUCCUGCCUGGAGUACACAGGAGGUGGUGGAUCUCCUGGGUCUGUGGGGAGAGAAGACCCAGCUCUGCUGUAGCUACAGGAACUUUUUUGGGGCAUGGAGAAGAAGGGCUAUAAUAGGGGGACACAGCCGUGCCAUGUAAAAAAUCAAAAAGCUGCAGCAGGCAUAGCAGAAGACAAGGGAGGCAAAUGGUCACUCUGGUGCAGAUUUGCAGGCAUGCUGCUUCUACAAGGACGGGGCUGGGGUCAGGGUGCUGACAUGCAGGUGGGGGAGCAGUCAGGGUGAGGGCUGUAGGGGAAUAGGGGGGCUGGGGUUGGGGUUGUGGGAGCAGCCAGGGUAGUGGUAUAAGGGUGAGGAGCUUUUGAAGGGAGCAGUCAGAGUGGGAGGGCAGGGUGCUUAGCCUCAGACUAUAGAAAAAGCAGGCAUGGUUUUAAGGAAGAAAGAGAGAUACCACUGGCAUUCACUUUUUCAUAUAGAUGUAAACUGCGCAGGAUUAAAUUACUGAUGGAGAGUGGGAAAUUGGUACAAUUUUUGCCUAUUGUAGAUUAUUCAUUAAAGAAAAGGGAUUUACUUCU
Chrysemys picta bellii (western painted turtle) is the source of this 5846-nucleotide messenger RNA. RefSeq names its product kelch like family member 12 (gene KLHL12). The record is from RefSeq and is a predicted model, not a curated record. Gene Ontology annotation, molecular function: protein binding. NCBI's taxonomy places the organism in Eukaryota, Metazoa, Chordata, Testudines, Emydidae. Gene Ontology annotation, cellular component: COPII-coated ER to Golgi transport vesicle. Gene Ontology annotation, biological process: COPII vesicle coat assembly; protein monoubiquitination.